Molecule: messenger RNA, 2400 nt
Organism: Penicillium vulpinum
Lineage: Eukaryota; Fungi; Ascomycota; Eurotiomycetes; Eurotiales; Aspergillaceae
Product: Het-C domain-containing protein
Exons: 4
Coding region: 1-2400 (799 amino acids)
Source: RefSeq, a predicted model, not a curated record
AUGCCCCUCCUUCACGCGGGCUCCGCCCUGCUAGUACUGCUCCUAAUCCUCCCGCAGGUACACGCCUUUGGAGCUGGAAAUAUUGCUUCUAUCUCCGCCGUCGAAGGCAAGAACUGGCGCCAUGGUGAUAUCGAAGAUGUCCUCAAGACGCUGGCUUUCAUAUCCGGCCACAAAUGGACCUCCACCAUGAUGAAGCGCGUGUAUUUUGGUAACUGGUUGCGCGAUUACUCACAGGCAAUGGAUGUUGGGACUCUUAAAAAUCUGCAGGCCGAUACCAUCCGUGUUUUGGUGUGGGUCCUCUCGUUCCUGAGCUUCGGCUAUGCCACAGGUGAAUUUGAGGUCACUUCGGAUCGAUUGGGUGUUUACCGUCCUGAAGAACAUAUUGAUAACCCCAAGGACUAUGCCGACAAUGAAGAUGCACGCCAAUAUGACAAGCGUUUGCGCCCACCCGUUCGUGCUAUCGAGCUCGAGAUUGACCCGAGCACCGGUAUGAAGAACUACAUCGCCAACGAGAAAGGAGAUUGGGCUACCAGCUCUGCCUUUAUCAAAUUCAGUCUUAGUCGCAGUAUCCACUAUGGACGGACUUACACCAAUGGCGGACACAAUAAGGGCAGAGAGGAGGACCUGUGUGAAGCACUCCGGUGCCUGGGCCAGGGACUACACACGCUGGAGGAUUUCGCCGCACACACCAACUAUGUUGAACUGGCGUUGCGCGAGAUGGGUCUCAAGAAUGUGUUCCCGCAUACGGGUACUGGCACCCAGAUCAACCUUCAAGGACAUCGCGUUUUCCCGCUUGUGACGGGAACAUUUGGUAUGGUCGAUUUCUUUCAUUCUGUGAUGGGAGAAGCAAAUGAUCAUUUUGCUCAAUCCGAGAUCAACGAGAUGGAUAUUGCGCUUGGUGAUGCGGAAACGAGUGCGCAGUCAAAUAGCUCCCUUAAUGUUUUGACUGGGCUCUUGGGCAAGAUCCCCGGUACUAGGGAGCUCGUCAGCGAGGCCGAAGGUCUCAAAAGGUCGUCGGCGGCACAAGAAAUGGCUAACCGGAGCCGUAGUGCUGGAACCGGCUAUGCGCAGUCCGCUUCCAAUAGCCACGAACGGUCUCGUGCGGGGCCCACUCAAUCUUCUGGCGGGGGUUUGAAGCCUAAUUCUGGGCUCGAAGGUAUGCCUGAUUUCAACCCUCAGGAGACAGUCUCAAAGAUCUAUCCCAUCCUGGCCUUCCGAGACAAGGUGAUGCGGAGCUUGAACUCGAUCAUUGAGAAGAUCCCAGGCCUAGAGUCACUCGUCGAGAAGAUCUCCGAGACUCUGACCGUUGUCAUCAUGUCGCUCCUAGCACCUUUCAUUCGACCUCUAAUUAAGGCUGCUUCCAAAUCCAUUCAAAGUGGAUCAGCAGGUGUUAUUGAUGCCUCUGGCAAGCACCAGUAUGAACCGUGGACCGAUCCUCACUGCACAGACCCCACCCACUCCUUGCUCUCUAAGGAUCACUUUGCCAACAUUCUGAAUGAGCCUGCCGGACGGGUUGCCUCUGCAAUCGUGGAGUACAUCGCGCCUCGUAUUCUAUAUGCUUGGCAGCACAUCGAUGUCUCCGAGGACGAGGUCCUCAAUGACUGCCUGCAGGUCUUCCACCACCCAGCGGUGCGCAACAUGCGCAAUGAUGCCCAUCGUACAAUGUUCGAGGCCGUCGAGAAAUGGGUCCAUGCCCGCCCAGACCGCGGUGCUUCCCUUGACUCCAUCCUCAGCUCAGAGGGCGUGAGAUCCGGUCGUAACACCGGUGGAGUAAGCCACACUCACAAUGGUCCUCAUGGCGGAUUCGCGGCAUUGGGCGGUGCCUCGCACGGUAAACCCCAGAGUCAACACCAAAGCCAAAGCUACGGACACAGUAACAAUGGCGGACAUUCAUCCGGCGGAUUCUCCUCAUCCAUCCCCCAACAAAAUCAGCACCAAAAUCACCAACAACAAUCAACAAACAGCUCUUCUGGCAUGCCCUGGGACAAACUCUCCGGUAUCCCCGGCCUGUCUAACCUGAGCAAACUCGAAGGAAAAUUCUCCAACUUCCUCCCUGGCGGCUUGUCACGCAAUGAAAAUGGCCAAGGAGCCCAGCAGAACCAGCCCAGCUCAUAUCAGGACCACCAGGUAGGGGGUAGGCAUGAGGCCCCGCAACCCCACCCACAGCAGCAUGGAGGCUAUCACCAGCCUCAGCACGUACCUCAACAAAUUCACGGCUACCAGGGUAAUCAACAGCAUGAGCAGCAUUAUGGCGGCUCGCAGAAUCCUUCGUCCUAUAGACAGCAGGAUGACCAGUUUGGUCACCCGCAGCCGCACGGUGGCCACAAUGCCCCGCCACAUGCCACGGGCAUGGAUAUGGUCGCCCGGGUUACUGAGGAUUGGAAGAUAAAACGAAGUUAA